AUGGAUUUCCUUAAAUCGGCCGUCGCGUCUGCAAUCGCCAAAAGCAGCUCAUUUCCUUAUACGCUUGGGGAUAGGGUGGACAUUUCCGACUCGAUCUGGACGCUUCAUAAUGCUACAAAACGGGAAGACAGUUCCUCAUGCAGUAUCUUUACCUUCGAAAUAGCCGCCAAUAAGUCCCGCCUACCACUGGCGAAGAAUGCGGUCCGAAAAUCACGAACCUUGAGACAUCCGGGGGUAAUAAAGGUUUUGGAUACGAUUGAGACAGAGAGCACCAUCUAUAUUGUGACCGAACGGGUGGUUCCCCUUUCCUGGCAUGUGAAGCGCAGAAGUCUAAGCGAGGAGACAUCUAAAUGGGGUUUAUACACAGUAGCGUCUACGCUCAAGUUCAUUAACGGGGAUGCCUCCUCCGUCCACGGUGCUGUGAGAGCUUCGUCGGUCUUCACAAGUGAAAGUGGCGAAUGGAAGUUGGGAGGGUUUGAUAUCUUGAGUUCAAUGAAUGAUGAUCAGGCGGUUAUAUAUACCUAUGGCAGCCUCGUACCGGACGCUGCGAGAUAUACCCCCCCGGAGGUUGUUAAAGGCGGGUGGGACGCAAUUAAGCGGAACCCGCUGACAGCUAUUGACUCCUACGGCCUCGGAAUUUUGAUUUUCGAAGUAUUCAAUGGCAACUUUUCUGGAGGAGACCAAUUAGGCAAACCCACCAAUAUCCCGCCCACGAUGCAGCAGAGCUAUAAACGUCUUCACACAGCUAACCCCAAAAUACGAUUGAGUCCUGCUCAUUUCGUCGAGCAAGGGAAAAAGACUGGUGGCUUUUUUGAGACACCACUUAUCCGUUUGACAGACGAUAUCGAUAGUCUAGGUCUCAAAAGUGAUGCGGAGCGGGAGGAAUUUCUCAAUGAGCUCGAUGGGCUGUCGGAAGACUUCCCAGAAGAUUUCUUCAAGAUGAAGGUGCUCCCAGAGCUGUUAAAGUCGGUUGAGUUUGGAGGAGGUGGCCCAAAGGUCCUAUCGGCCCUUCUAAAGAUAGGGGCAAAGCUGUCCCAGGACGAGUUUAAUGCUAAACUUACACCGGUUGUUGUUCGCCUCUUCGGAAACCCUGAUCGCGCGAUCCGAGUUUGUCUCCUAGAUCACUUGCCGAUGAUGAUCGAUAAUCUCCCCCAGAAGAUCGUGAAUGACAAGAUCUUCCCUCAGAUUACCUCUGGAUUCACAGAUGUUGCGCCAGUUGUUCGCGAACAGACGGUUAAGGCAGUAUUGCCUGUGAUCAACAAGCUCUCAGACCGAACUAUCAAUGGCGAGCUGCUCAGGUUCCUGGCGCGAACUGCCAAUGAUGACCAACCAGGUAUCCGUACUAAUACUACGAUUUGCUUGGGAAAGAUCGCCAAAAACCUAGGACAGGGCUCGCGAUCCAAAGUUCUCAUCGCAGCUUUCACUCGAGCCCUUCGGGAUCCGUUCGUCCAUGCUCGGAACGCUGGCUUACUGGCGUUGUCCGCAACGAUGGAGUGCUUCACCGAAGAUGAUUGCGCUACAAAGGUUCUUCCAGCCAUUUGCCCUUCUCUUCUUGACCGGGAAAAGUUGAUAAGAGAUCAAGCCAACAAGACUCUCGACUUAUAUAUCCAGCGCGUACGGAAGUUUGGUAGUAACAUGCCCGAUACAGUCCUGCCAGCAGCAACCAGUCCAGAUGCUCCCAAGGAGACCGCUCGUAUCGGAACAUCUAACGAUAAAUCCUGGGCAGGAUGGGCGAUUUCCUCGUUCACUAACAAGAUAACCGCAGCAAACGGCGAGAUUGAGCCUUCUGCCAACACCACAAAACCCGUUGAGGCGGAACCCGUACGCUCUGCAUCUGUACCUCGCCCAACAAAACCAUCUUCCCCAGUACCCUCUAGCCAAGCCAAGGAAAAGCUACGCCCUACGGCCCAGACUUUGAACCGGUCCUUAUCCGAACAGCCUUCACCAGUGCACAAGGAAGAACCAGUAGACGAUGGCUUCGAUGCAUGGGGCGCUAUGGAUGGCGAAGAAGGCGAUGAUUGGCAGAACGACGACGAUCCUUUUAACGUUGCGUCUCCCUCUUCGUCCGCAGCUUCUACUUCCAAGCCUAAAGCAGCCCCUGCCCCGUACGAUGAUGGCGGAGAACCGGACUUUGCAGGAUGGCUUGCUGCGCAGUCGAAGGCAAAGAAACCUUUGCCUAGGGGCUUGAACAAAUCUCAUUCUACCACAAUCUCGCGAACUUCCAGUCCCAGUAGUACAGCAAAGCCCAAGGUCGUUGUCGCACCAGCAAAGAAGAUUGACACGAAACCUAAAGAUGCGGACGAGGAUGAUGGAUGGGGGGAUGCAUGGGACUAGUAUGAAUGAGUUCUAAAGUCCUGCAUGUUCCUGCCUAUUUCUUUAUCGUCAGUUCCUCCUUUAUGGCCCAGCAUUCAUUCGGCUUCGGAGUUCGGGGGCCGUAGGAAGACUUGGAUUCCUCGUUCGAUACCAUCAUCAUCAUCAUCAUCAUCAUGCACAUGAAUAGGAUAGAAUUUUGAACAUCAACAAAAAUGAAGUGUAUAUAUGUAAUGG
Aspergillus ochraceoroseus IBT 24754 is the source of this 2547-nucleotide messenger RNA. RefSeq names its product COPI-interacting protein CEX1. Gene Ontology annotation, cellular component: cytoplasm. Gene Ontology annotation, molecular function: protein kinase activity; ATP binding. The record is from RefSeq and is a predicted model, not a curated record. NCBI's taxonomy places the organism in Eukaryota, Fungi, Ascomycota, Eurotiomycetes, Eurotiales, Aspergillaceae. The transcript is spliced from 9 exons. Gene Ontology annotation, biological process: tRNA export from nucleus; protein phosphorylation. Bases 1 to 2334 code for a protein of 777 amino acids.